UGGCGAGGCUGAAGAGAGAAAAACACUCGUUUGGGGUAUUUUGAAAAUCGUUUGGCGCGGCGCGGAGCUGAGAGAGAGCCUGCGGGAGCGGAGCAGCGGAGCAGCGGGUACACCCGGCCGGGCUAGCGCGGGCUUUUACUGUAUAUGAGGCAUUUUAAGCGCUGGAAGUGGCCGAAUGAGAGACUCAACGGUCGUAACCAGUCCGAUCUCCCAUCGCAAGUCUCCGUCCCAUCGCCAAGACGAGUCUCCCGUGUCCUUGUCCAAACUCUCGCUCAGAAAUGGGCAGGGCGACACGGAGAAGCUCGCAAAUAAGUUUGAGGAGGGCCAGGAUGUUCUAGCUCGCUGGUCCGAUGGCUUGUUUUACCUGGGGACAAUCACGAAGAUAAACAAACAGAAGCAUUGCUGUUUUGUGGUUUUUGAAGACCAGUCGAAAUCUUGGGUUCUUUGGAAGGACAUUCAGACAGGAGACAGUGGAGAGGAGAUGCUCUGCACCAUAUGCCAGAAUGAAAGCUCAGAACCGCCCAACGAAAUAGUCAUCUGUGACAAGUGUGGACAAGGAUACCACCAGCUGUGCCACGCGCCCGUCAUCGACGCGAGCGUCAUCGCGUCUGACGAUAAAUGGCUCUGCCGAGAGUGUGUUUUUGCCACAACCACAAAGAGAGGUGGCGCGCUGAAAAAAGGGCCGAACGCCAAAGCGCUGCAGGAGAUGAAGCAGUCGCUGCCGUAUUCCCUGGAGGAGCUGCUGUGGGACCAAGGCCAUAAAACCAACAUCCAGCAGUGCUACUGUUACUGCGGAGGGCCUGGAGAGUGGUAUCUGAAAAUGCUGCAGUGUAACCGGUGUAGGCAGUGGUUUCAUGAAGCAUGCAUCCAGUGCUUACAGCGGCCCAUGCUCAACGGAGACAGGUUUUAUCAGUUUAUUUGUUCAGUUUGCAGUAGUGGACCAGAGUACCUCAAACGCCUGCCUUUAAGAUGGGUAGACGUUGCACACCUCAGCCUCUACAAUCUGAGCGUUAUUCACAAAAAAAAAUAUUUUGACUCCGAACUCGAGCUUAUGGCUUUUAUUAACGAGAACUGGGACAGGCUUCAGCUCGGGGAGCUCGCGGACACCCCCAGAUCAGAGCGGUAUGAACGAAUCCUGGAAGCACUUAAUAGCAACCCGACCAUGUUCAUGUCUGGGAAGGAGAUCAAGAAGAAGAAACACCUGUUCGGGUUACGGAUCCGCUUCCCUCCGGGCCCCCAGAACUCUGAGCUGCCGUCGGACUGGGAGCAGGAACAAGCCUCGCACGAAAUUAAGAUUAAAGGCAGGAAGUCCAUGAAGCCGCCUUAUCUCCACAGUGCGGUCACCAACGGAGUGGCGAAGAAGGGGAAGAGGAAGCAUCGCUCAUACUCGUUAGAGACGCUGGCCAAGCUGAGACGAUCAGAGGAGCUUCUGGCACAGAAUCACCUGAAGUUCCCGACUGCAGAGAACAACUCCCUGGGCGUGACAGCGUCUAAGAGCAUCAAAUCCGAAAAGUCAGCGCCGUCAUCGAGUACCUCAGACGCCGACUCUGUCAGUGCCACCACUAUGAGCGAAACUACCUCAACCAGCGUAUCCAGUCUCAGCAGCUCCAGCAGGACAGCGGUGCCUCCGCCCCCGGUGAAAAGAGGGCGUGGACGUCCGAGACGAGCGCUGCAGCCGCCCAACCCCGAGAUUCCUCCUCUCCCUCUUCCCCCGCUGCAGGCCGAGCUUACGCCCGCUCCGGUUGCCGCGCUCAUGCCGUCUCCGACGCCGCUCUCCCGCUUCCCUCCCGCCUCCAUCACGCAGGGCCUGGACUCGAGCGCUCAGCUCAGCCUCCUCAGGAGCUCCAUCAGCAGCUACUUCGGCGCCGCCGGGCGUAUGGCGUGCGGUGAGAAGUACCGCGUCCUGGCGCGUCGCGUAACCGAAGACGGCAAAGUGCAGUACCUGGUGGAGUGGGAGGGCGUCACCGCCUCCUGAACUUCCACACAAAUAGAAAAACACGCGCGCACACACACACACACACACACACACACACACACACACACACACACAUAUGUCAGCACUGUGCUGUUUGGUAUGGAGAGAUGAGAAGUGUUAGUUAUGUGCAGAAUGUAAGUCCAGAGGGAGGGUGUGAUAAUCUCCAGAGCUCACUGAACACACACACACACACACACACACACACACACAUAAUGUGCCAUUCAGUUUCACACUCUUCAGCUCUUUUUGCUAGUCGCUCUGGUGGUUGGAUUGAAAGAAAAACAGAUAGAGAGAAUGAUUAAACUGUGCCUCUUUAACUUUACAUUUCUUUAAAAUAUGAAAGAAGAAAAAGAAAGAAAAAAAAAACCUGCCUUGUAAAUGUUUGAUGUCACACACAGGGGGCGCACAUCACACUUCAGAUUCCCCCAGAAUCAGUGCAGUAUUCCGACACUGUUCCACAUAGCGCGUGUUCGUCUCGCGCGGGGGCGUGGCCUGUUUAACUCGAGGAACAGUUACAGUUACACAUAAACCUUAAGUUUACGCAUAAUGGCCUCGGCCUCAUAUGAGCUUCGACUUCGGGUAGCUUUAACAAAUCGGACUGGCGGUAUGUUGUUCUACGCCCUCGGGGAUCUGCUCUACUUCUUCCUUUCAAGCGUUUCAUUUUCUUAGUGAUCUAUACGGGAUUAAAAAAAAAACACGAGGUCGGAUACAACAAACGAAGUUCUUCCACUUAGUAAAGAGGAACGGAUUUUUACGUUAAAAUUUAGAGACGGGGUGGAAAGAAAGAAAAAAAAAAAAAAAAAACUUGUGGUGGCACGGUGGCCAUGUGGGUAACACUGUGACCUCGCAUCUUCCAGGGUCAAGGGUUAGAUUCCCACACGGUUUCCUCCCACAUUCCAAAGACGCGCAGAAUGGACUAAUCGGCGUUCCCAACUUGCCCGUAGUGAGUGUUUUUGUGCCUUGCGAUUGAUUGGCAACCCUCUCCAGAGUGUACGCUGCCUCGUUCUCCAAGUCUCCUGGGUUAGACUCCAGGCCCCCCCACAACCCCAUACAGGAAAAUGUAGUAUAGAUGAUGAACAGGAAUGAAAAACACAUUAGAAUCAGACAUGACCGAUCUGAGGAGACUUUCUGAAUUUUUACAAACAAGUAUUUUUCGAAAACAACGCAUGAGAAAGUAGCGGAAAUCGAGGAGGGUGUGUGUAAACUUUAAACAUGUUCUUUAGUGCCAAAAUGUCUCCAUAGACAUCUCGGCUCCUGAUGUGCUGGCGUCACCUAAAAAAAAAACAAUCAAUCAAACAAAAAAACAAAACAAAAAUAAUCCAAUGCUGUAUGCUGCUGCAGAUUUGAGGUAUUUUUUUGAGCUUUUAUACGUUUUUAAGAAAAUUAUUUUGUUUUUCUUUUUUUUUUUACUUCAGUAGGGCACUUGUUUCUUCUUUCUUUCUUAAAACAUGAAUAAAAUUAUUUUUUUUUCUAAACUAAACUUCGAUUGCACGUCCGUUUAUCGUCCAGGUUGCGUUUGGACAGGUUAAAGUUGAGAUGUUGACAUUAUUAGCAUUAAAUCUUUUUAUUUGUAUUUUUUGUGGCGGGGAGGGGAUGGCGGGGAAAAGCCUUGGUUACUGCGAUCAGAGAUUUUUUUUUUUUUUUAGUUUUACACGUCAGCCUCAGACUAAUCUUCCUUCAUGUUGCAUACAGAGUCGUUUAUUUCCGGGAUGCUAAGUUAAACCUAACUUUAGAGAAUUUCCGUUCCAUGUAAAGUAUGCACACUGACAAGUAAAAAAAUAUUGUUUUUUCCUAGUUUCUCGUGCCAUUUUGUUUUCGUCCUAUGCAACUUGAUGUUUUAAAAUAUUUCUUUCUUUUUUUUUAUCUGUUUGUCCACUUCAGGAAACAAAAGCGCAAUAUUUUUUUUACAACUCUCAGGCUUUUUUUUAUUAUUAUUAUUUCCUUUUUGUAGUUUUAAGGUCUUGUGCUGUGUAUUAUUGCAUCUUUUGGGGUGGGGGUGGGGGGCAGAUGGAAUAUAAUAAAAACCCUGUAAGAUGUGUUAAAGGAAAACUCCACCCCGAUCGACCCACAUGUCAAUCUUUAAAGUUAACACGUGAGCUUUGUGUCAUAAUAAGACUUUAUCUUUUCUCCAUUCCCCACAUUCGUGUGCUGUGCAGGUGCAGUUUUUCACCCGCGUGCACACACUCACCUCCUCGUCUUCACUCUCUGUUCGAACAGAUCCGCUUUCAAAUUUUUGCUAAUAAAUUGUGGAAAUUCGUUUGAUUCCUGCGUUUGCACCGCCGCCUCCGCUCCUACACCAUUAGCAACGUCGCUCACUCGAGUGACGUAAGAAGUGCGUACUCUUUUCUUCUUUAAACAUCACUGUACCUGCGCUAGCAAUAAAAACACAGUGACAUCAGUGCCACACACAGCCUCUGCUAACGAACACACACCAACCAAUCAGCAGCAAUCAUCACUAAACUCAUUAUAAAUAUUACAGUUUAAACAUCAACGUGGAGUUUUUCUUUAUUAAAUGUGCCACGCCCAGUAGGAGUCCUUGGUUAUUUUGAGGACCCCCUGGGGGCCCCUGGUUUGUUUUUCGUUAAGCAUUAAUGGCUAAAAUUCUGAGACCUUGUUCUGUUCAGUUUGGACUGUAAUUUUGUUUCGAUCAUGAAUGCCCUGCGUUUUUUUUGGUUUUUUUUUUUUUACUUAAAUUUUUUUUUUUUAUAAAGUGUUAUUGAGCCACUAGUCUCUGAGCGCUGACUGUACCGCCGCAGGUUUUUGGUCUAAGGCAAGGUUUUUAAUUAUUGUUUUUCUCAAUCUCAACACUGAUACCUCUUUAAUUUCAGUAUAUGAUGUGUAUGAAAUGUUUCUUACUUGGUGUACCAGUACUACAUCCAUGCAGCUUCGCUUUGAUUUUUUUUUUUUUUUUUUUUUUUACUGGCUUUGAGCAGGCUUCUGUAGCCAAAGAAU
This is a messenger RNA of Clarias gariepinus (North African catfish), 4927 nucleotides long. It is a transcript of the gene mtf2, whose product is annotated as metal response element binding transcription factor 2. Bases 176 to 1975 code for a protein of 599 amino acids. The transcript has 15 exons. Gene Ontology annotation, cellular component: nucleus. The record is from RefSeq and is a predicted model, not a curated record. Lineage: Eukaryota; Metazoa; Chordata; Actinopteri; Siluriformes; Clariidae. Gene Ontology annotation, biological process: regulation of DNA-templated transcription; chromatin organization. Gene Ontology annotation, molecular function: DNA binding; chromatin binding.